Adineta steineri is the source of this 342-nucleotide messenger RNA. The record is from the annotation of a GenBank genome assembly. NCBI's taxonomy places the organism in Eukaryota, Metazoa, Rotifera, Eurotatoria, Adinetida, Adinetidae.
AUGUCCUUAAAUAAUGAUUCCAUUGCACGUAAUAAACCAUUACUACGUGAUAUAGAUUCUCAACGUAUACGAAUGACAACAAAUGAUUCUCACAUUCUUAAUUUACCUCCACCACCAUCAUCUAUGAAUCAUCCAAUAUCAAAUAUUCGUCCAUCACCAAUUCCAGGCAAUUUCAAUAUUCUACCACCACCACCACAACAACCACCCUCAACAUCUCCAAUGCUUGGUGAUACAAUGUCAACAUUCAAUAAAGAACGUUUACAUGAUGUUCUACAACAUGGUUUAGGCACAUAUGUAUAUAUUGAACAUUUUGGUCUUGUACCCAAAUUAAAUCAUUUCUAA